This is a messenger RNA of Heterotrigona itama, 264 nucleotides long. The record is from the annotation of a GenBank genome assembly. NCBI's taxonomy places the organism in Eukaryota, Metazoa, Arthropoda, Insecta, Hymenoptera, Apidae.
AUGCAAAAAGGGAUCCGGCUACUCUGGGAAGAAAGGACACGAAUGAGGGAAAGCAGGCUUUCCCUCAGCCAACAGCGAAAAUCACUGGGAAUCGAAGGGGUGAUGUGUCCAUUUGUGGUUGACCAGUUGUCAAAAGCAAUAUAUAUCACGAACAUAAAAGAAAAAGUUGCGAAUGUAGGGAUCAGUAGACAAAAGGAAAAAGAAAAAUAUUAAACAAAAAUGUAGUACUGUUUAAAUGUUAUAUGAGAUGUUGGACAGCUUACC